Molecule: messenger RNA, 1841 nt
Organism: Hemibagrus wyckioides
Lineage: Eukaryota; Metazoa; Chordata; Actinopteri; Siluriformes; Bagridae
Gene: uck2b
Product: uridine-cytidine kinase 2b
Exons: 7
Coding region: 135-920 (261 amino acids)
Cellular component (GO): cytosol; cytoplasm
Molecular function (GO): ATP binding; kinase activity
Source: RefSeq, a predicted model, not a curated record
CUAUUGGAUGAAUGAGUAGACUGCGUGGGGUGUUGAAGACGGCUCUUUAACAACACACACAGUCACAGUGCACGUAUUCAGGGAGCUGGACACGGUUUGGGACCGGACCUACACUCGGACAGCAGUACUGCAGCAUGGCUGGAGACAGUGAAACCAGACUUCACGACCAGGAGGAAAACGGUAAUGCCUUUCGGCAGCCGUUUCUUAUCGGUGUUUCUGGAGGCACAGCCAGCGGAAAGUCUUCAGUAUGUGCUAAGAUCAUGGAGAUGCUAGGGCAGAAUAAGAUCGAUCAUCGGCAGCGUCAGGUGGUCAUCCUGAGCCAGGACAGUUUCUACAAAGUGCUGACUCCUGAACAGAAAGCCAAGGCGGGCAAGGGACAGUUCAACUUCGAUCAUCCGGAUGCUUUUGACAACGAGUUGAUCUUGAAGACGCUUCAUGACAUCAUGCAGGGGAAAACGGUUGAGAUCCCGGUGUACGACUUUGUCACGCAUUCCAGGAAGGACGAGUUUGUGACGCUGUAUCCAGCCGACGUGGUUCUGUUCGAGGGCAUUCUCAUGUUCUACUCGCAGGAGAUCCGAGACCUGUUCCAGAUGAAGCUGUUCGUGGACACGGAUCCAGACACACGACUCUCCCGCAGAGUUCUGCGAGACAUCAGUGAAAGAGGACGCGAGCUGGAGCAGGUCCUGACCCAGUACAUCACUUUCGUAAAGCCGGCUUUUGAGGAAUUCUGCCUUCCGACGAAGAAGUAUGCAGAUGUCAUCAUCCCGCGCGGAGCUGACAAUCUGGUUGCGAUAAACCUGAUAGUGCAGCACAUUCAGGACAUCCUCAACGGCGGCGUCACUAAGCGGCAGAACGGCCACCUGAAUGGUCACGUAACCCCCCGACAGAGGCACUCGUCCGAGUCCAGCAGACCGCACUGACCACGCCUCCUCCUCCUCCUGCGCAGGACGGAAAGGGGCGGGACUUAUGGAACGACAUUCGCCGUCCUGGAAGGGGGCGGAGCCGCUUGAACCGGCUGUUAUUGAGUUUCAUGUCUUUUCUGAUUUCGUUUGCAUUUUGCCUUUUUAUUUGUCUCUCUGCUUGAGGUUGGGAGCGAUGUCUGUUCUUCAUCAUCGUCAUCGUCGUUCAUCUUGUCUGUUUACAAAUAAAGUGUUUGUGUCCUGGCUCAGACUGAGAAAAAAAGGUGAUGGAACGCUAUGGUUGAUGAGCCGUGUGUGUGUUUGUGUGUGUUUGUGUGUAUGUGAGAGAGAGAGAGAGAGAGAGAGAGAGAGAGAGCGUGUGAGAUGCCUUUAAGAAACUUGAAGUCAGAACUCAGGAAGAGUGACUGGGGUUUAAUCCUAAAUGCCAAAAGUGUUUACAUCCCCACCCUUUAUAAGGCGUGUGAGUGUGCGAUUAACUUUUCUGACCCUAGCAUCGGUAUCUGCUCCACCGAAUCGACUCGGAUUUAUACAGAGCCUCUCUUUUUUUUUUUUGGCUAAAGACUUCCUGUAUCAGAGUGUUACGGGAUGGAGCGUGUCUAAAAACACGGCUUCGGCUCCUAGCAAAGACUUUAAGGCUGCGAAUAAAAUGGAAUCUUAUGUUGAUGACUAUAUAUAUCUAUAUAUUUUCCUCCUUAGGUAUUUGACACGUGCUUUAAUAAUCAGUGAUGUCAGGGAGUUGAAAUGUUCUGCAUCUUUUAUGCAUCCUCCAGUACUUGAACUAAUAGACCACUAGAAAGGUUGGACAAUUUGUUUUUACUUUUUGAUAUUAGAGUAUGAUUAAGACUGAGAUUUCGCCGAAUCAUUUCUGUGAGAAGUGUAAUGACCUAAAAAGAAAACAAUAAACCUAAUUUGACAAGCAAA